Prunus armeniaca (apricot) is the source of this 447-nucleotide messenger RNA. Lineage: Eukaryota; Viridiplantae; Streptophyta; Magnoliopsida; Rosales; Rosaceae. The record is from the annotation of a GenBank genome assembly.
AUGGUCCCAGAAGAGUUCAACAUUCCUGCUAUGGUUCUGUCAUUUGAUACAGGGGCUUUGAUUAGAGAACAUGUAACAAAGGUCAGCGCAACUCAAGUUAAGAGCCUGACUUUUGUGCACACAAAGUUUGGUGCAAAACCAGCACCACAAGUGGCCCAUUUCUCUUCAAGAGGACUGGACCAAAUCAAUCCAAGUAUUCUAAAACCAGAAAUUAUUGCUCCGGGGGUUGAUGUGCUGGCUGCAUUUCCACCUAACAAGAAAUACAUAUUUAGCGGACAUCAAUGGCAGCACCCCAUGUUGCUGGAGUGGGCAGCCUUGCUGAAAGCUGUUCACCGAGAAUGGAGCCCUGCAGCCAUCCGAUCAGCGAUCAUGACCACAGCAUACACAGAUGACAAUACUCACACCACCAUCAAAGACAAAGGGGUAGUCUUCCCGCCACGCCCUUAG